AUGAAAAAAAUGAAGCAUAGUAAUUUAAAUACGUGGAGACCAUUAAGAUUAGAAGGUUCUGUAUUUUCUGGAAAUAUUGAAGAUUUGAUUGGUAUUGAAGAAUUAUCUGAUUAUAAAUUAGAAAAAAGAAAUAAUAGGACAAAAUUUUUAAUUUGCAAUGAGGAAAAUAAUAGCAAAGGAGUUAAGGUAUUGCCAAAACGCAAAAGUUCAAAUAAAUGGCAAGAAAAUGACAUAGAUGCUGAUGAACCAUUAUUAAAGAAAUCUAAGCAAACAAAACCUAAACAAAAGAAACUCAAAAAAAGGAAUAAUCAAAAUGUAACAAAACAUGUUUUUUCAAAUAAUGAGUUAGAUAUGAAUAAUAAAAAUCAACUUUCUAAUGAUUGCAAUGGAAGUGAAGAUAAUGUAUACGACAUUGACACUCAUCAGUGGCAUAUCUUAGGUGUAUCUACUCCUAUAAUAAAGGCAUUAAAAGAUCAACAUUUCCAUCAACCAACUCCAAUUCAAACUUUAACUUUACCACCUGCAAUAUUGGGUCAUAGAGAUAUAUUAGGUGCUGCUGAAACUGGUAGUGGAAAAACAUUGGCAUUUGGAAUCCCAAUUAUAAAUGGUAUUUUGGAAUUAAAAAAUAAACAAUCUAAUCGGUUAGAUAUAGAACCUGAAAAAGAAGUUAGUAAAAUUAUUGAAAAUAAAGGCUGGAUUUGCUCUGAUAAUGAAAUGAAAGAUGAUAGUUUAUCUGAGUCUGAUUAUGAAGAAGAUAUCAAAAGUAAUAAUGAAAAUAGUAUAGGAUGUGUACGUGUAAUUAAUAAUAUAAAAAUCAGUGCAACACAAAAUUCUACAAAACCACUAUAUGCAUUAAUAUUAACACCAACUCGUGAGCUAGCUAUUCAAAUUAAAGAUCACUUAACUAAGUUAAUAAAAUAUACAGAUAUUAAAAUAGCUGUAGUAUUAGGAGGAAUGGCUGCAGUUAAGCAAGAAAGAAUAUUAAGUAAAGGUCCUGAAAUUGUAAUUGCUACACCUGGGAGAUUAUGGGAAUUAAUACAGCAAGGGAACCCACAUCUGAGUAAAGUGGAUUCUAUUAAGUAUUUGGCUAUUGAUGAAACAGAUAGAAUGUUAGAAAAGGGACAUUUCCAAGAAUUGCAACAAUUAUUGGAAAAGAUAAACACAAAUGAAAAAAAGUUAGAAGAAAAACAAACAUUUGUAUUUUCUGCUACAUUAACUAUGGUACAUGAUAUUCCAGAGUAUUUACAAAAGAAAAAAAGAAACCAUGUUAAAAGCAAAAUACAAAAAUUUACACCUGGUCAAAAGUUACAAAAAAUUAUGGCAUUAGUAGGGAUAAAAAAUCCCAAAAUUAUUGAUGUUACAAAGGAAUCAGGUACUGCCACUAAUUUAAUGGAAUGUAGAAUAGCAUGUACAAUAGAUCAUAAAGACUAUUAUCUUUAUUAUUUUCUAAAAAGAUAUGCUGGUAGAACAUUGGUAUUCUGUAAUAGUAUAGGUUGUGUAAAACGUUUAGCUACUCUUUUUGGUAUACUUGAUUGUAAACCUUUAGCAUUACAUGCAAGUAUGCAGCAGAAACAAAGAUUAAAAAAUCUUGAAAGAUUUCAGGCAGAUGAAAAUGGAUUAUUAAUAGCUACAGAUGUAGCUGCAAGAGGUUUGGAUAUUCCAAAUGUUGAACAUGUAAUACAUUACCAAGUUCCCAGAUCAAGUGAGAGUUAUGUACAUAGAAGUGGAAGGACAGCAAGAGCACAAAAAGAUGGUAUAACAGUUCUAAUGAUGGAACCAUCUGAAAAACAAUAUUAUAGUAAAUUGUGUAAAACACUUGGACGCACCGAAGAUUUACCUAUGUUUCCCAUAAUAGAUAGAUUAUUAGUUGCAGUUAAAGAGAGGGUUGAUAUUGCUCGUGAGAUUGAUAAACUAGAAUUGAAAUGUCGUAGAGAUAAUUCACAAAAGGGUUGGUUGCGUAAAGCAGUUGAAGAUAUGGAUUUGAUUUUAGAGGAGGAUGAAGAUGAUUUAGCAACAGAAAUAAAAGAAACAGCUGACUUAAAACGUCAGCUAAAAAUAAAAAAACGUCAAUUGGAAUCGCUUAUGUCAAAAGUAUUAUUUCCAAAAGGAUUUUCUGGGAAGUACCCUGAUGUUAAUAUUGAAUUUAAGUUAAACACAGAAAAUCAAAAAGCUAUUGAUAUAAUGAAAAAAGUUAUAGAAGAGAUUCCAAAGGAAAAAAAAGAAAGAAAUAAAAGAUCUAGUGUUAAAAAGGGUUUUUUUAAAAAGAAAACAUUAAGGAAGUCAAAUAGGAAAAAUGUGUAA
Eufriesea mexicana is the source of this 2301-nucleotide messenger RNA. RefSeq names its product ATP-dependent RNA helicase DDX24. Gene Ontology annotation, molecular function: nucleic acid binding; RNA helicase activity; ATP binding. The record is from RefSeq and is a predicted model, not a curated record. Bases 1 to 2301 code for a protein of 766 amino acids. Lineage: Eukaryota; Metazoa; Arthropoda; Insecta; Hymenoptera; Apidae. The transcript is spliced from 9 exons.